AAAAAAAACCACAAGCAAAACUACAACACAAGUGAUACAAUCGCAAAUUCAUUGUCUUUGGUGUCGUAUUUUUUGCAAUAAAAAUCUCACGAAAUGUGAUCAUUGUGUGUUGAUUGCGAUAGAAAAAAAAGCAAACAAAAUUUAUGUAGAAAUUCGAUAAAAUUGAAACCAGCGAAAAUGUUUACUCUAUCAAAUAAAUGCAUUGUGAAUAGUGUUAGCGUGCAGUGUAAUUAGUUUAAGACGUGUUUUAUUUGGUAAAUUGGCAUUUUUCUUGUUCAUGUCUUUCAUUUGUAUUUGAGACGAAAUCGGCGACAAAUGUCUGAAUCAUAUCUGUUUCUACUUAAUUAUUGAGGCAAAGUUCAUUUUUUUCCAAUGGAUUAGAAGUUUUAUCUUCUCCGUUUGGUUAAUGGUGUAUUGAAAUGCGGAAGAAAAAGUGAAAAUCUAUUGAAACUCAAAAGAGUUAUUGAUCGGAAUCAAGUGAAUGGGACUGUGUGUACGAAUGAACGUAUGUUUUUUCUCUGCUCUCGACUCUCUGUGCAGCGGCUGGUGCAAUGCCGUGCCAUUCCGAUUCGCUACAAAUUUUUUUGUUUCAUGUUUUUCUGUGUCUGAACAUAAUCAGAAUGAUGGACAAUGAAUGCGCCGUGCGCGCGACACUCCGUACUUGUAUGCUGUUGUAGUAGUGGCCAGUAAAAAUGUGUGUCAGUUUGCAUUGGAAUCGGUUGAUUGAAACCAAUUAAUAAGCUAUGGUUGUUGUUGUUGUUGUUGCUGGAAUGUGCGGUGAAGGUAGCGAUGAGAUAGACGGAACGAUGUGCACGGCAUAGCACAGCAUACCAGCGUAACUGAGAUGGCAUUCACUUGUCGUACACUUUGCAUCUCAAUUCAUGCGAAAGAUUCAACGAUCGCUUUAUAGCAGCCUCAGAUGAUUUCCAUUUGUUAUUCAAUUACUCAUCAAUUUUUUGUUGUUGUUUUCUUUUCAUAUAUGGCAUCGCAUUGCAAACACGCGCGUCGCUCAUUCCUACUGCAAAUCAUAGCAUUUUUAAUCAAUGUUCACGCCUAUGGCGUUCGUUCGAUCACUCAUGAAUAUUGACAACUAUUUUUUGAUGUUUAUCGAACGCUAUCGUUCAUGUGAGACUGAUUUUUUUUUAUUGAGAGGAGGGAAAAUUCAAUGGAAUUAGAGAAAUUGUUGAAGAAAGACACACGACAAAUUGUCAUGGUUUUUCUGACGGUGUUAGUUGGAAAUGGAAUUUUUCGGUGAAAACAUAUCGGUGUUUCGAAUAAAAAUGACGAUUUUACAAAAAUUUUGAGAAAAAAGGAGUCUUUUUGAGUGAAAUUAACAUAUCAAAUAGUUAAUAAACCAAAUUUAUUGAAGUGGAAAAUUCGAUUGUACCGAAAAAGGAAGUGUUUCAUGGAAUCAAACAACAGUUCGAUCAAAGUUCAAAAUAUCAAACAAAAAACUAGCCUAAGGAAAAUCUUCGGAAUUUGAAAGUCCUCCGAGGAAAUGUUGAAAAAGUGAAAAGUCGUUGAAAAAUAUUGGUCACAAGUCUAUGGUCAAUGCAGCAUUCCGAAUAAAAAAAAUCCAAUAAAGUGAUUCCCCAAAAAAACCUGAACAAUUCAAAGCCAUUUAAAAGUGAUCGUGUUGUUCCCUACAAAACUCACAUAAAAAUUCACCAAAAAAGAGAAGAAAGCAACGCACCAAGCCCCAAGUGUGUGAUAACAAUUCUGAGUAUUCGUUCGACAACAACAAAAACAAAAACUCGUCUUUGUGUGUAAUAAAUUCAGUUUUGUUUUAUCAACAUAAACAAACAAACCAAAUCGUCGUCAUCGUCGUCGUUGCCUUGAGAUGGGUUAUUUGCAUAUGAAUAGCGUCUUAUCGACGAAUGUUGUUUCAAUGAGCGAAUGUGAUUCAGUCGUUGAUUAUUUACGCAUAAUUUGGUUUCUGUUCUAUUGUGCGAAAUUUCCGAUCCACCAAAGUGAAAUUUACUCGAACAAUGGCUUUAAAAAGUAGUUUGAAUUAGUUUCCGGGCGAGCAGACUCUUUCUAAACCGCAAGAAAAGCAGAGGAAAAGAAUUCGUUGUGUAUGGUGUGUGAAUUAAGUGCGGUAGCCAAGUGUGUAAUUGGUUUGUACAAAGUGCUGGUGCGUGAACUGAAUAUUUUCAUCCAGUUGCUUGAUGCUUGGUUUCUUCGUUCUUGUAUUGUUGAUUGUAUUUUUCAUCUGGGUAUUCUGUACCACGAAUUGGUCAACAUUUAAAUGUGAUUGUGACGUAAAAUAACACUCGAACCUCUGCAACUGAAACGAUAUUGAGAGAUUGUUGGUGUGAAUCUCUUGGCGAUAGGAAGAAAAAUCGAUAUUAAAAAUAAGUUCCACAACGAAUGCGUAAACGAUGAGUUGGCUGCGCUCCAGUCCGUUGCGACAGAGUUUCACGCGAACGACUCGCAGUCGAUCCAUCGACGCAACAAACACGGAAUGCGAUCCAAAGGCGUGCUAUGACAGUUUCUGCAAGCAUUGGCAACAGAUCUAUGAAAUUAUUCUGCGGGCAGAACAGAGUUCUAAUGGCCAAACAAGCCAUGAUGAUGUACUUGGCGUUGUCAAUCACAUGGAUCACAUGGUCACGCUUUUGCUUUUGGAAUUGCAUAAUUGCAAUAAAUAUCCGCCGCCAGCAUCGCAGGCCGCCCCACCAGCACCUUGUCUAGAGUAUUUGCUAAGUGAAAAUUUGCUCGAUAAACUCUACGAAUGGGGCAGAACGACCGAAAGAUAUUCGGAUGCGGUUCGUUUGGAGCAAUUGAAAUUAUAUGAACAGUUAGUCACACAUUCUCGUCACCAAUUGUUACUAGUUCAUGAAUCAUUUUUGCGUCCACUGCUGAAAAUUCUAACUUCGAGCCUCGGCGUGAAGUAUCCGACCGAUGUCGAAAAGCGGCUCGUCAUUUUACUGAAUCAAUUGUGUGUGGUUUUGAUGCAGAAUGUCAAUUUGCUGGACCUGUUUUUCUGUUCAACAUCAUUGCAUCAACAAGAGAGCGAUGAAACAAACUUCAUCAUAUUCUCUCUGUUGCUGCCAUACGUUCACAGCGAAGGAUCGCUUGGUCAUCAGGCCCGCGACGCGCUUCUGUUGUGCAUGUCACUUUCGCAGAAAAACUCAAAUGUCGGCACAUACAUAGCCAAAUACUCAUCGAUGUGCCCAGUGCUUGUAACUGGAUUGGGUGGCCUUUAUUCAUCGCUACCCAACAGCUUUGACAUCGGCCAAAGUGACUGGUAUCGAAUCACACCGGACGAUGUGGCCGAUAUACCAAAACUCACUCUCUUCAUGAAUUGCCUCGAAUUCUGUAAUGCUGUCGUUCAAGUUGCUCACGAUCUGAUCAAGCAACAACUCCUUGACUUCAUGUACCAAGGUUUCAUCGUGCCCAUUCUUGGACCAGCGCUACUUCAGGUUUUCAAAGGAGCCAACCACUUUCAGACAAACAAUGCAUCACAAAUUGCGGCAAUGGCAUACCUUGAUCUGAUACUACGGUCCGUUACUGAGCCGGCUUUGCUGAAAAAUUUCGUGCAAUUUUUACUGGACGAAACGAAAUUUGAUGGUGAUCGAAUUUUGGAUGUGCUCGUGGAACGAUUGCUGUCGAAUGACAAUCGGCUCUGCAUCGUGACGCUCUCGCUCUUCGAUACACUGUUGAGUUUGUACUGUGAGGAUAUAAUGUUGGAGUUGUUGUUAAAGUAUUUGUUACCAGGUCGUCACAUACCAAUUUUGCAUCGUCACAAAAUCAACAAAAUCGAUCCAUAUUCGACGGCUGUUGAGUUUUUCUUUGAUCUAUCGCCGGAAAUAAUGCGGCAACCAAGUGAAUCGAUGGCCCAUCAGCAAAUUCAGCCGAUCAGUAAAACAAUUGGUGCGAAUUGGAAUCAUUAUGGCCUCCAUACGGGCGAUUCACUGUAUUCAAACUACCAUGCAUACCUGUGUGAUGCUCGACAACGGAUUAAUCACUGUAAAUCGGCGUGUAACAAUUGGUCGAAUUCGUACCGUUACCAAAAACACCCAGCAAAUAAGAAGAAUGAACGUUCGCUGGAACUAAUCAAAAGUCUAUUGAGUGAACUUGGCUAUGAAUCGAAUGGCCAUAGCAUCGAUGUGACCAUUGAUAAAGGCACCAAGCAAUUAGAUAGUUUGCAAUCACUCGGCGAAAGUAGUGGAUAUGAAAGCCUGAGAUAUCGAUUCGAAGAGGAUGAUACCACAUCGACAACGAAUGGAUCGAAUACGAUUUCAUCCUCGCCGCCAACUGAAGCAAAUAACUUAGAGAGCAUCGACUCAGACGGAUGCAUUAAACGAAAGUACGAAACAUGGAAAUUGUCGAGUAGACGCCCAGAACCUGUGAUCGAUUUAGACUUCACCGAAGAUCUAUUUACACAAGGGACCAUUUCUUUGGGUCCCUUUUUAAGUGCACUUCUGCGGAAACUGCAAACGUUUACCAGUAAUGGAAUUUAUGUGAACUUGCAUCUGACUGGAUUAAUAUCGCGUUUGGCAUGGUAUCCACUGCCAUUAAUCCAUUCGAUCUUGCUGCGCCCAGAUAUCCCAACGACAUCCGACACGCCAUCGUUGCAUCAAGUUUUAAAAAUUCUAAAGCAACAAAUUGAUGCCGAAUUGCCAGUGUGUGAAGAUUCCUUGGAGCACAUCGAUGCCGGACGAACGACGCUCAUUGAACGAGAGUGUCGGUUGGUUAAUGCACGAAAUAAUACGUUUGAAAUUACCAAAAACCCAGGACCAAAUGGGGUUAAAUAUCCACAAACGACCAAUACGUCAUCGACAACACCGCCACUACUUACACCCAGCUCAUCUUAUGAUCCAUUCAAACGAGCCGAAAACAAACGGAAAAGCAUCACAACUUCAUUCAAAGACAUCUUCCGAAGACCAUCCAGCGGUCAUAGCAACAGCACCAACAGUAGCGGAGGUUUGUCGCAAAUUCUAGAAUUCUUCACCGGCUCAACCGUACGUGAAUUGUCUCCGUCGCCUGGGCACAUGUCCUAUGAUUCGAUGUCAAAUGACAGUUCAACCUACUCGUCGAUUGAUGCAAUAUCGAGUUCAACGUCAACAGUUGCGGUGACCAUUACCAAUAAUAAGCGAACGCGUGAUUUGGCACUGUGUGCUGUGCUAUUAGACGAAUGGCUCAAGGAAUUGGCGGCAAUUUCGCAAGAACAAAGCAUUGUUUUGCUCACCGAUACCUUUAUCAAUCACUUCUAAAUCAUUACGUUCAACGCAUCAAUUAAACGCACAAAACACACUGCUGGAACUAUUUAGAGACAACUAAAUGCAUUUUUUGUACAUAAAACCGAAUUGCAUUGAUAGUAUGUCCAUUUCUAGUUUGGAAUCGACAUUGUGUCUAUCGGCCACUAGAUGGUGCGCAACACACUCCGUUGAAUGCAUGUACUACGAAGAACAGAAAGAGACGAAGACAUCUGUUUGAUUUAGUAUUACGGUGAAAGGCCAAACACCGUUCGGCGCCGUUCUCAUUAGUGCUCAAAUAGAAAAGAGAUCUUUUUUUGUCUAGUUUGUAAGCGAUUUUAUUCUGUGUUUAUUGUUUAUGUACAAAAACACUUACAAAUGUAUAGAUAUUUCUAUGCUUGAACGAUAUUUCUAUGACGUCAACGCGAUUUUUUUUUCUAUUUUCAUUUUUUGUAAUCGAUUAAGUGAAUUUUUUCCCUUUUUAAUCGCAUGUUUUUUACAAUUCACUUUAUUUUUGUUCAUGAACUGCAGAGUUUCAUCGGAUCCUAGCGAUUUUUAGCUGUAGGAAAAAGACAAUUGUAUGCAAUGGUCUUGAUAAGGUGUGGAGAGAAAAAGAACAGUCCAAAAUAUCUUGUUAUUGUACAAAUGGAGAUUAAUAAAUGAAAGAGAGAAAAUAAA
This is a messenger RNA of Sitodiplosis mosellana (orange wheat blossom midge), 5876 nucleotides long. RefSeq names its product FHIP family protein GJ17503. NCBI's taxonomy places the organism in Eukaryota, Metazoa, Arthropoda, Insecta, Diptera, Cecidomyiidae. The coding region runs from base 2382 to 5216 and encodes 944 amino acids. The record is from RefSeq and is a predicted model, not a curated record. The transcript is spliced from 10 exons.